Messenger RNA from Diaporthe batatas, 849 nucleotides. RefSeq lists its product as uncharacterized. The record is from RefSeq and is a predicted model, not a curated record. Lineage: Eukaryota; Fungi; Ascomycota; Sordariomycetes; Diaporthales; Diaporthaceae. The transcript is spliced from 3 exons. The coding region runs from base 1 to 849 and encodes 282 amino acids. Gene Ontology annotation, cellular component: extracellular region.
AUGAUCGGCUCGACAUAUUCCCUCGUUUUCAUCGCCCUCGCGUCACUCGCUUCCGCCAGCCCACUGCCACUCCCCGAGGAGAAGAGGCAAGCAGGCGGUCUCCCGGCGCUCCAGGCCUCGAUCACGACGCUACAGCAGCAGCUCGCAGUGACGAACAACACUGUCGUCGCGUUCAGCUCGGACGGGAUCAUCGAUGGGCUCACGGGGCUGAUCAAGGUGAACUCGGCCGUCGUCGAGCUCGGAGAUGAUAUUACGGAGACCACGAGUAUCGCAGGCAACACACCGACACUGAGCGCUACAGACUCGACGCAGGUCGGCGUUCAGUUCCUAGGCGUCCAGCCGGACAUCACCACCCUGCUGAACAACCUCGCCGCCAAGAAGCCCGACUUUGACCAGGCCGGCCUCAAGCUCCUGGAUGUGAGGAGUCUGAUCAGGGACACCAUCUCGAUCCAGCAGGAGGGUGCCGGGCAACUGGGAACAUCGCUCAUCGCCGCGCUGGACCCGAGCAUCGCAGGAAUCGCCCAGCCGAUCAACGACCAGAUCCAGGGGAACUUCACCGCGGCCGUCAACGCGUUCCAGGGUCGCGGUGGCGCCAUCAAGAUCCCCACCAAGCUCGUGCCCGCGCUGUCAGACAUCCUCGACGGCCUCGGCCGCGCUCUGGGAAUCAGCGAUGAUGACAGUGCGGCAGGCAACAAGAAGGGCAACAACGCGGCCGCGAUCGACACCAAUUCCAACCUGUUAUUCCCUCAGAUUAGCCAGAGUGACCUGGACCGUCUGGGCCCCGACGAGAAUGACUGGUCGUUGGUUCCGUUCCCGGUUGCCGUGGUGCUGAGGAGAUUCGGCUUUUAG